Molecule: messenger RNA, 833 nt
Organism: Cyphomyrmex costatus
Lineage: Eukaryota; Metazoa; Arthropoda; Insecta; Hymenoptera; Formicidae
Gene: MED4
Product: mediator complex subunit 4
Exons: 3
Coding region: 60-833 (257 amino acids)
Biological process (GO): regulation of transcription by RNA polymerase II
Cellular component (GO): mediator complex; core mediator complex
Molecular function (GO): transcription coregulator activity
Source: RefSeq, a predicted model, not a curated record
UCAAUUAAAAGAAUUCACACAUAAUUUGGUACAGUCUGCUUAUUAAGUGAUCAAUUGCGAUGGCAUCAAGUAGAAGUACAAGAGAAGUUCUAUUAUCACUGGUGGAUGAUAUCGAGUUGAUAGCAAAGGAGAUGAUAGAAAACACAAUUGCUCAGAAGCCUUCAAAACUUUCAAGCAUAGAACAUGCUCAGUUAACUGAAUUGUUAGUUGCCAAGGAUAAUGAAUUAAAGGCGAUGCUGAAACGAGCUGCUGAACAGGCUAAAAUUAACUUGAAGAUGGAAGCAUUAAAAGCAGAGGUAGAGAGACAAGAUCAGGAUAUCCAGCAACUGCAACGACAGUUGAAAGAAGCAGAACAGAUUUUGGCUACUGCAAUUUAUCAAGCAAAACAAAAAUUACAAUCUAUCGCACGUGCCAAUAAGAGGCCAGUUCCUUCGGAAGAGCUUAUUAAAUAUGCACAUAGAAUAAGUGCAACCAAUGCAAUUUGUGCACCUUUAACAUGGCAGCAGGGAGAUCCAAGAAGACCAUAUCCCACAGAUCUCGAAAUGAGAGUAGGAUUUCUAGGACGAUUGAGUGACUCAAACAAUCUACCUUUAAAUGGACAAUUACUUGGGUCUCAUCUAGGAGUACCAUCAGAUUUACAUAGGGCAGGACAUCCUGCUGGAGACCCACCUGUUUCGCAAUCAAAUCAAUUUGCCUGGCAUCCAUCGGGAGAGAUUCAUAUGUCAGUUGGUGGACAAGGCAGUGUGGCUGUGAAUACACAUAAACAAGAAACAGAAGAUGUCGAAGUUAUGUCUACAGACUCUUCUAGUAGCUCUUCUAGUGAUUCUCAAUAG